Dicentrarchus labrax (European seabass) is the source of this 4950-nucleotide messenger RNA. RefSeq names its product alpha-1,6-mannosylglycoprotein 6-beta-N-acetylglucosaminyltransferase B-like. Gene Ontology annotation, biological process: protein N-linked glycosylation. The record is from RefSeq and is a predicted model, not a curated record. Gene Ontology annotation, cellular component: Golgi apparatus. Gene Ontology annotation, molecular function: alpha-1,6-mannosylglycoprotein 6-beta-N-acetylglucosaminyltransferase activity. Bases 806 to 3061 code for a protein of 751 amino acids. Lineage: Eukaryota; Metazoa; Chordata; Actinopteri; Moronidae. The transcript has 19 exons.
UAUUGAUUGUGUUUUGUUUUGUUCACUGUAAACAGCUUGUGCUGAUCUAUUUGGCACUAUAGAAGACAAAAAUCAUGUCACAUGAGAUAAGCAGAGCAUCCUAAUCUGCAGGAACUCUUCCUGAUGAUUUCAUAUUUCAUUUGUGUCCUUAACAUGUGGGUCAGACUGAGACAUACUCGUAUUCUCCCCAGACAUUGUGUCUGUAUGCAUGUGUGUUUUGGUUAUGUGAAAUUGGUUUGUGUACUGUAUCUGUGAGUGGGUAGUGAUUAUUAAGAAAAUUUGAGGAAAUUGAGGGAAAAUGAGAAAAAACAUUAGUGAGUAUGAAGAAUUGUCAGCGAGUGUGUACGUGUGUGUAUUAGUGUGUGUGAGAGAGACAGGGAGAAAGAGAGAGGGAGAAAGAGAGAGGGAGACAGAGAGAGAGAGAGAGAGAGAGAGAGAGAGAGAGAGAGAAUGAGAGAGAGAGACAGAUGGGUGCAAAGCCAGUAAGCCUUUAGGUCUUAGCUUAUGGAGGUUUAUGCUCAUCAAAUCCUUUUGCUCCCACACACUGCGUGACAUCACUCCAGUCCCACCCCAUCCUCCUGUCUCACACACGCAUACACACAAGACUGGUAGUAUAUACAGGACCAGGCCCUGACACAAGAACAUUAAACAGUUUACUUUAAAAUGUGCAAUUGUACUGAACUCAGCAACUCUCACCAACUGUCCUUGAACAAGCUGGUGUGUUUUGAAAACAGGCUCGAUGGUUGCCAGUGGGUUGGGACAGAGACCCAAGGAGUGAGAGCCAACAUCCUGUAAACAGAGGGCCAUGCAUGUUGCACUGCGGCCUCGCAGUGGUUGCCUGGUGCUUUGUCUGUGCAUGUCUGUCUUGACCCUGCUGCUACAGAGCCUCUGGGUGCCGCUUGAGAUAACCAGGGAUGAACCUGCUGGGAGGUCACCUGAGGAACAAGGUCAGCGUGGACUUGCCUUUCGUAGACUGGCUCUUCGCUUGGAGGCUUUGAGUACUCAGGUGCAGAGGCUGAGCAGAGAGAGAGGCGUCACCCAGCUGACCAGAGAGGAUCUCAGUCUGUUACUGCAGAGUUUUAGACAGGACCAGCAAGGUUUAGCCCACUUGGUAGAGAGGGAGCUGAAGAGAGUGUCUCAGAGGCUUGACCAGCUCAGCCGUCACCAUCACCAUCAAUCACACACACCAUCCCCACAUGGUGACCUCAGACUACACACAGGGCCCAAUGAGAAGUGUGAGGUGCCAAUGGAUCCUGCAUAUCCGGUGUGUGCGGAGAAAGUGGAGUUUCUGCGGGCCCAUUGGCAGUCAGACCCCUGUUAUGCUUUUUAUGGGGUGGAUGGUACCACCUGCUCCAUAUUGACUUACCUUAGCCAAAUAGAGGACUUUUGUCCCCCUCGUCUUGGAAGAAACCAUUCUACGCUGCCAUGGCACCAGAAACCUCUCUCUUACACGGAUAAGGCUGAGAUACGUACAACUCUGGGCCUGCUGUAUGAGGUAAUCAGCAACAACAGUGGUCCUGCUAUGAACUUCAUCCGGUCAAGAGUGGAAAGGAUGUCUGAACGGUGGAUACAGGCUGGUCUGAAGAUGAGGCAGAGCAGCAACAAGACAAUCUCGACACAGAUGAAGGUGCUGCUUUAUCCCGGUGCCCUGGCUGGGAACGUUGGCCAGCGUUUUGAAGCCAUGGUGAAGACAGGGGGUCCUCUAGGGGAGCUGGUCCAGUGGGCUGACCUUAGUGCCUGUCUGACAAUCCUAGGCCACAACCUAACCUUCAGCACCUCACAGCACCAACUCCACAGCCUGAUAGGUGCUGCUCCAGGCCGAGGCAGUUGUCCAAUCCAGAGACCCCUGACCUUUGACCUCAUCUACACUGACUACCAUGGCCUUGCUCACCUUCAUGCCGCCAUGGGACUGGCUUUCCUGCAUUACCAGUGUCGCUUCAGAAUCCUGGACUCGUUUGGCACUGAACCAGCCUUUAACUUGGGGCGUUAUGCACGUAUGCAUGGAUAUAAAACACUGUGGGGCAGCUGGGGUCUGCAACCUCUGCAGUACAUGACCAUGUUCCCUCAUACUCCUGAUAACUCCUUCCUCGGAUUUGUGAGUGAGGAGGCGGUGAGGGAGGCGGUGAGGGAGGAAGAGCUGGAGUCGGACGCCUACAGGAAAGACAGGAUAGCAGUCAUCUAUGGCAAACAGGACUACAUGUGGCAGGGUAAAUCUGAGUAUGUUGAGGUAAUCAGUGAAGAGCUGGAGACCCAUGCUACAGUCUACCAGCCUCCAGGGCACAAAUCUAAUCUGCCCAGCUUCAUCAGGAACCACGGCCUGCUGACUCAGGAGCACUUCCUGCGCCUUCUCCGUAGAGCCAAGGUGUUUGUAGGCCUUGGGUUCCCCUAUGAGGGUCCAGCUCCCAUUGAGGCAAUAGCUCUGGGCUGUGUGUUCCUUCAGCCACGAUUUGACCCACCACACUCAUCAGACAACAAUGACUUCUACAAAGGCAAGCCCACUACAAGACAGAUCUCCUCCCAGCACCCGUAUGCUGAAACAUUCAUUGGCAAACCCCAUGUGCGGACUGUAGACAUAACCAACAAAACCGAUGUACGGGAGGCAGUCAGAGCAAUUCUACGCACAGAGGUGAAGCCUUUCAAUCCACGAGAGUUCAUGUAUGAGGGAAUGCUGGAGAGGGUUCAUGGUUAUAUCACUCACCAGAGUUUCUGCAGUAAAUCUGUCCCUACUUGGCCACCAGAAAGUGCUCUAAAGGUGCACCUGGGUCCCCUCGGCCAGUCAUGUGUGAGUGUGUGUCAGCGGUCCUCCCACGUGUGUGAGCCUGCUCUCUUUCACCACCUAAACAAUCCCGCUGCAUUCACCAGGCUUGGGAUAAGUUGCUCCAGCAUGGGGCAGGAAGUCAACCACCUGUUUCCUUCCUAUAGCCCUUGGGGCCAACACUGCGGCCUUCAGCAGGAGCCUCUGCUGUUCAGUUGUGCCGGCUCUGAUCCUUCUCACCGCAGACUGUGUCCCUGCAGAGCUUACCUACCUGGACAGGUGGCACUGUGCCCUGACUGCCUUUAAAAAACACUGGGAAAGAACUCAGAGAGUAGCGGGAAGAUAAGUGGAAAAAGAUAAUAAAAUGAAGGCGGCACCAAAGAGCCAUCUAUAGGUAAAGAACUGAUCUCAACCAAAUAGAGCCAGCCGUCCUGCCAAUGCUACUAAAACCUUUGAGGUCUUGUUUUGUGGUGUGCACAUUGAUAUGAGUGAAAAUCAGCCAUUUUUAGUGCCCCAGUUAUCUGAAGGAAUCAUCUCAUUCAGCAUCCCUGGCAUUUAUUUUUUAGUUAAUUCAUUACGAACAUAUCAGAGAGUGGACAUUGGUCGGGCGACAAUUAAUCAAUUUAUAUGAGAGAAGUUGUGCCAACAAGACUUGGUUUUUUGGACAAGAUUUUGUUUUUUUUCAUGUCAGUCAUUACUCAGGAACAAAAACUUAAUGAUUGUCAUUUCACAAGUACUUAAACUGUUGAAGGAUGAUGAAUUCAAGGCCUGGUGUCUCAUAGCGCAGAAUAAAAUCCCUCUUGUUUUUGUAGCUUUUCCUUGAUCCCUUAAGCAAAUAGUCUUUAAAUGAAGCUAAGAUGCACUUUAGGGAAAAGGUGUAUUUGAAUGAAUAUAAGUGACUCUAAAGCCAUAUAAUUCUCAGUGUUUAACUUGUCUUCUCCUGCUCCAGAUCAUAGUACAGUGCACUUCAAUAUUAUGCUAAAUAAGUAUCUAAUCAUUCAUUUGCUUACAGUAAUGUAUCACACUGGUCAGCGUUGCAUGGGAUUACUGCUCAUGUAACCCCUCAGUGCAUUCCCAGCUACAAAUAUUAGCCCUGGGCCUCGGAGGAGAACGGGUGACAGCCUAAGUGAUGAGGCUCAUUAUCUGAGUGAAUCAUGGAUAACCUCUAGAUGCCUUUGGGAGGUCACAGCCAUAUAACCAUGAUUAUACUGUCAUAUAAACCAUUGGUUCCCAACCGUCUUUGAGUUAGGAAACCCCCUCAGCUCUGUUUAAAUCCAUGCCCCCCGCCAGUAUAGGCAGAACCUCAUUGUUUGUCUUUUAAACACAUAUUUUGCGUCAUUUAGUCACUGAAGGCAGGAUUAAUUAUGUUUUCUCGAGUUAUUUUACUAGAAAUUAAACCUUAAAUGAUUUUGAUCAUAACAGAUGACUCAUUUUGUCCAGAGUUCUUACAUUUGCUCCAAUAUUAUUCCUUGACUGCCUCAUGACCUACAGACACUUAGAGCCCCUCAAGGAUAUUUUGCACCCAGGUUGAAAGGAACAGCGAUGGAAACUUUACAUACAAUAUAUACAGGGAUUUAGCUACUUAGCUAAGAUAGAUCUCACAACAGAACAUUUCCAUUUCAGAAGCCACAAGUGGUCACACAGACUUAUCCCAUCAUCUUUGCCUGUAAAACAGCUUGUGAAAGAAACAAAUGAUAACAACUAAAGGCCAAACUACAGCCCACAAUCAGUGUUGUAAGUGAUGGGGUGCUGGACUUACAUGGUGCAGCUGUUAGCAAAGAUGUCUCAAACAAUGGCAACAAGCUGCUUUUUUGAAUUGGAUCAAUGUUUUUCUUGGAAAUGACGCACUAACGUGGAUGUUAAUUGGCAGGCAUAGAGACCUUUUCCACCCCGAUACACUCAAUGUGACCAGAACAUAUUGUCACUCAGGGAUCAGACUGCUCAGGGCUGCAACGACAGGACCGGUUGACAAUGUAAUUGACUAGUAAAUGCCUGUGAAACGGUCCAUGAAAACAACAUUUGUAAUGACUUUGGUGAAUUCUGGUGAAUUCUUUUGACCCUGUCAAAUUUGACUUUUCCUUAAUUAGCUUAACGGUUUCAAUGAUGAUGGAAAUGAACUUGUGUUUAUGUCAAAAGGUUUGGAUUAAAGGAAAAUAAAAGUAGCUUUUGACGCAGAGGGACGUCUCUGAACCAAA